AUGAAAGAGCAGCGGCGCACCGGGGGAGAGCACUGAUAACACAGAGUACACGCGCUCAGCACGGAGGACUGAGCUCCGUUAAAUUCACAUCACGUCUACGUGCGUGCAAAGAAGCAGCACCCUAACGAUAUUAUAAGUGAAUCAUCACUUCGGGAGUUAUGGGAGGUGGAGAACACCAGGGUGAGCAGCUGGGAUCAGAGGAGAGUGACUCACGCUCACAGUACACCUGGGAAGAAGUGCAGAAACACAAUUGCACCGGUGAUCAGUGGCUGGUGAUCGAGAGGAAAGUGUACAAUGUGAGUGAAUGGACAAAAAAACAUCCUGGAGGACACAGACUUCUUGAGCAUUACAUUGGAGAAGACGCAACGGAUGCAUUUACAGCCUUCCAUCCGGAUAAGCGUUUUGUACGAAAGUUCAUGAAGCCGCUGCUGGUGGGAGAGUUGGCGCCCGCAGAGCCGAGUCAAGACCACGGCAAAAAUGCUGCUUUGGUGAAAGAUUUUCAGGCCUUGCGUAAGCAGUUGGAGGCACAGGGCUUGUUCCGCACCAAUCCAUUGUUUUAUAUCCUGUAUCUUGGGCACAUUCUGCUGCUGGAAGCUUUGCCUUUGUUACUGCUGUGGAACUUUGGCAAUGGCUGGAUUAUUACAUUACUAAUUGCUGUCAUGCUGGCCACUGCACAGGCUCAGGCUGGCUGGCUUCAGCAUGACCUUGGCCACCUGUCGGUCUUUAAACAUUCCACCUGGGAUCACCUAGCUCAUAAAUUUGUCAUUGGACACCUGAAGGGGGCCUCUGCAAAUUGGUGGAACUAUCAACAUUUUCAGCACCAUUCUAAACCCAAUGUGCUUUCUAAGGACCCUGACCUCCGCACAAUGGAAAUCCUGGUACUGGGAGACAUCCAACCUGUAGAGUAUGGGAUUAAAAAGUUGAAGCGCAUGCCCUAUAACCAUCAGCAUCAGUACUUCUUUUUAAUUGGCCCUCCCCUGCUCAUACCAGCAGUCUUUAGUGUGUACAUUUUUCGAACUCUGUUGUCGAAACGGGAUUGGGUGGAUUUAGUGUGGUAUCUAUCCUACUAUACUCGUUUCUUCUUCUGUUAUGUUCCCUAUUACGGAUUACUAGGGUCAGUACUGCUUCAAACAUUUAUGAGGUAUAUGGAGAGUCAUUGGUAUGUGUGGGUGACCCAGAUGAACCACAUUCCCAUGGACAUAGACUAUGAGAAAUAUGAUGACUGGCUCAGCAUGCAGUUGAAAGCUACAUGCAAUGUUGAGCAGUCGUUCUUCAAUGAUUGGUUUACUGGCCACCUCAACUUCCAGAUUGAGCACCAUGUCUUCCCUACAAUGCCUCGUCAUAACUUGGUUCGUGUGGCUCCUCUACUUCGAGAGCUUUGUAAGAAGUAUGGAGUUCAGUAUCAGGUCAAGGGCCUGUUGGAGGCCAUGUCUGAUAUUAUUGGGUCAUUGAGGAAGUCUGGUGAGCUGUGGCUAGAUGCCUACCUCCACAAAUGAGUCACCCCUCAAUGACUGGUUAAAACCAAGUCAAUCAAUAAAAUCACCAUUCAACAAUUUUGACAUUAUUUGACACUUAAAAUUGUCUAUAGUAAAUCUAAGAAUUAUUAAUACAUAUUUAAAAUAACCUAAAUGUUUUAAUGAUUAUAUGAAGUUAAAAUGAUUAAUAUUGUUUCAUUUCCAUUAAAUUACUUUUU
Clarias gariepinus (North African catfish) is the source of this 1693-nucleotide messenger RNA. RefSeq names its product fatty acid desaturase 2-like. Gene Ontology annotation, molecular function: oxidoreductase activity, acting on paired donors, with oxidation of a pair of donors resulting in the reduction of molecular oxygen to two molecules of water. The record is from RefSeq and is a predicted model, not a curated record. The transcript has 13 exons. Gene Ontology annotation, cellular component: membrane. Gene Ontology annotation, biological process: lipid metabolic process. Bases 159 to 1496 code for a protein of 445 amino acids. Lineage: Eukaryota; Metazoa; Chordata; Actinopteri; Siluriformes; Clariidae.